Molecule: messenger RNA, 1215 nt
Organism: Malaya genurostris
Lineage: Eukaryota; Metazoa; Arthropoda; Insecta; Diptera; Culicidae
Exons: 3
Coding region: 1-1215 (404 amino acids)
Biological process (GO): DNA integration
Molecular function (GO): nucleic acid binding
Source: RefSeq, a predicted model, not a curated record
AUGGUGGACUGGAGCACCGUGGUUAUUGCUUUUACCCGAACGUUGACCGGAUUUGAAAUUACCUGUAAAAGACACUUCAGAAGUAUCGCUGGAAGAACGAAAGAUACCACUAGUCGCCAUGAGCGUCACGAAACAAAACAUCCGCUUGCGGCUCUACUGGCUAGUUUUUAUCAUUUAAAGCUACUGCACGCAGGGCCACAACUCCUCAAGCCCACACUAGUCCAGCAGAGCACGGCUGAUCUUCCGUCAUCACGCGUGUCACCAACGCGACCGUUUUCAAUUUGCGGAGUCGAUUAUUGCGGACCAUUCUAUCUAAAGUCUGCAGUCCGUAACCGUGGUCCAAGGAAGGUAUAUGUGGCCAUAUCCGUUUGCUUUUCUACAAAGGCCGUUCAUAUCGAGCUAGUGAGCGACCUAUCUACUGCUGCGUUUCUAGCUGCGCUCCGCCGUUUGAUCGCUCGCAGAGGAAGGUUGAUAGAACUGCAUUCGGACAAUGCAACUGCAUUUAAAGGUGCUUUGAAUGAGCUCAAUCGUAUUUAUCGCAUGCUGAAGGUCGAAGAAUCUGAUCGGAAUCAGAUAUUCAAUUGGUGCUCUGAAAACGAAAUCCGUUGGAAGUUCAUUCCACCACGAGCUCCCCAUUUUGGCGGGCUUUGGGAGGCCGCAGUGAAAUCAACGAAAACACACUUACUGAAGGCUAUUGGCAAGAUCAACAUCGCUUAUGAAGAUAUGCCAACACUACUGGCACAGAUAGAAAUGUGCUUAAAUUCUCGUCCGCUCACUCCAAUGCCAAGCGAUCCAGCUGAUCUCGAAGUGCUCACGCCUGGGCAUUUUCUCGUCGGAAGCAACCUACAAUCUGUUCCAGAGGCAGAUCUGAAAGCGAUUCCUGACAAUCGGUUAAACCACUGGCAAUUGACACAGAAACGGUUACAAACUAUAUGGUCGCGAUGGUAUCCAGAAUAUUUGCAACAAUUUCAGUCUCGUGCUACGAAGGGCUGUAACCCACCUGUUUCUAUCGAUGUUGGCAGAAUCGUCAUCGUGAAGGAAGACAAUAUUCCUCCAGCCAGUUGGCCUCUUGGCAGAAUCAUCAAAUGUCAUCCUGGACCUGAUGGCAUCGUUCGUGUGGUCACACUUCAAACCGCCACAUCCAAGGAAGUUGUACGACCAGUAGCAAAAAUUGCACUGCUCCCAACACCACAACAAACACAACGAGUCAACUAA